Tetrahymena thermophila SB210 is the source of this 2528-nucleotide messenger RNA. RefSeq names its product Serine/Threonine kinase domain protein. Lineage: Eukaryota; Ciliophora; Oligohymenophorea; Hymenostomatida; Tetrahymenidae. Gene Ontology annotation, biological process: protein phosphorylation. The record is from RefSeq and is a predicted model, not a curated record. The transcript is spliced from 2 exons. Gene Ontology annotation, molecular function: protein kinase activity; ATP binding.
GAUAGAUUCAAAUGAUAUUUAUAUAUGUAUAAUUUGUUAUUAAUAUUAAUUGUUUACACGCAAAUUUAGGUAAAUAAUAAAAAUAGCAACACAAUUCUAAAAUUUAUAUAAUAAAUAAUUUAGAAUUUUAACCAUUUUUAUAACAAGUUUAGCCAUGCUAUCGACUCCUAAAAAGAGUACAUAUAAAACAAAAAUGGAAGAAGGAUACGCCUCUCCUCCUUCUAAAAGAGACACCGAAAAAGCGAAUAAAUACCUUUACUCAAAGGAAUAGUAUAUAAACAGUAGCAAUACUAAGAAAAAUAACUUCAUAAGCCAUUUUGAUAACACAGCAAAACCACAUUUACAUGGGACUAAUGAAAAUUCUAAAACUAAAAAAACUUAAUUUAACUUUGAGAGCAUUGUUAAACCUAAUUAUGGAAUUACUUUAACAUAAACACCAAAUGUUUAAAAAAAUCUGCCUUCAUAUGAAAAAAUUCCAUAGCAAAGGCUUUUCACUUAAUAGAUAAAUAAAUAUAACACUAAAAAUGAAUUUGAUCAUUCAACUCCCAAAAAAUAGCAUAAUUAUAAAAAAUCUUUAUUCUCCUCUGAUUCGUAAGAGAGUAGUACUGAAAGAGAGAAUGAUAAUCAUUAUUACUCGAAUUAAAACAAAGAAAAUGAUUCUCAUUCAAAGAAUAAAAAAAAUAAUCGUAAUCAUAUAUUUGCAGUUUCUGAAGUUCCAGCAUAAAAAAGGCAAAAUUAAAUAAGCCAACUUUAAAAGAGCGCAAGAAAAGUUAAUCCUUUUACAUCUAACGAGACACUAACAAAUAAAAAUUAAGUGAUAGUGGCACCUUUUGAUAGAGAAAACAGGCAAAUGAACAUGACUAUCCAUUAAAGAGACAAUAAAAAAGUAUCUAUAAAUGCUGUGAAUCAUCUUAAUAACAAUAAAAAUGCUAAUUAAAUACUUCUCCCUUCACCUAAAGAGUUUAAAUAGUUAAAUUCCACUCACAAAAUAGAUCAUUAGAGCCCUCAUGUCAACUGUUUCACAAAUCAAAUAAUGAAUUCAGCUAAUUAAAAGCAUUAAAUAAAUAGAAGUAAUACAUCUAAUAGCGAUAGUAAUAAUGAAUAAAAUAAUAAUAGUAUAUCUAGCUUUAGUAUAAAUUCAGGUAGAAGCUGUAAUUAUGGUAACAAUAAUAAUAGUAACAACAUUCUCAAUCAAACACCUUCAAAAAAUAAUAAUUAGAAUAAUUCUAAAGCAAGUUCUUAACCUUUUUUUGAAGAAGAAAUGGACAGAUUUGAAUAAGAUUAUGAGGUUCUAUAAGUUUUAGGCAGUGGAUUCUUUGGUACUGUUUAUAAAUGUCAAAAUAGGAUAGAUAAAAAUAUUUAUGCAGUAAAAGUGACUAAAGAAUAAAUAAGAGGAGAAAAUUCUCAAAAAUAGAUUUUAAAAGAAGCUUAAGCUCUUGCAUCUUUAAGUGCAUGCGAUGAGGUAGAAUAUAUAGUUUGUUAUCAUAGUGCUUGGAUAGAAGACAGAUAGCUACAUUUAGCUAUGGAAUUUUGUGAUAGCAACUUAGCAAACUUUCCUUUACCCUAACCUCCUAACUAUAAUUAGUUCUAUUAAAUGAUUAAGAAAAUUUUCUAAGAUGUAGUUAAAGGAUUACAUUAUUUGCAUUAAUAGAAUUUAGUUCACCUUGAUUUAAAACCUGAAAACAUCUUAUAUAACAAAAAGUAAAAUAAGUUUAAAAUAGCUGAUUUAGGGCUUGCUUUAAUUGCAAAUAAGGACAACGAAAAAUAUAACUAAAUUGAAGAGGGAGAUGCUAGAUACCUAGCAAAAGAAAUUUUAAAUUAUUAUGAAGCUGUUGAUCUUAAAAAAGCAGAUAUAUUUUCUUUAGGGGCAAUGAUGUAUCAUCUAGUAACUUAAGAAUAACUUCCAACCAAUGGUGAUGAAUGGCUGCAAAUAAGAUAGGGGCAUUUACCUAACUUAGACUCAUUGAAUUAAUGUCCAAAAGAGCUGAAAUAAAUGAUAAGAUAAAUGAUGAAUCCUGAUCCAGAAUUAAGAUUAUCAACAUAAGAAAUUUUAGAUUCUUCAUAUAUGAAAUCACAUUUAAUUAAUGAAAUAAAAUGGUAAAAAAUAUUGAAAAAUUUACUACUCAUCUCAAUUCAAAAAUUGGAAAAAAAUUAAUAAACCUAACAAAUUACUAGAAGAAAAUCACUUCCCAUCCUUAAAAAAAUAAAUUUUAUAUGAAAGUAAAAUUAUUAUUGACUUUAACAAAUCUAAUAACAACAACAAAAUAAAUAAACAAAGGACAAUAAAUAUUUCUUAUACAUACUUUAUAAAAAACCAAAAUUAAUUAUAGUUGAAAAAAAUGAAUUAAAAUUUUUGAUAAAAUAAAAAAUAAAUAAGUUUGAAGAUAAUAUAUUUAUAUUAUUAAUUCCACUAUAAAAUAUUAAAAAUUUAAAGUUUAAUUAUUAAAUCAUUCAUAGAUUAUUUAUAACCGUAUUUAUAUCACAUAUAAUUGUAUUCAAAUAUCUUAAAUUAACAAUUUAAAACACAA